Molecule: messenger RNA, 1372 nt
Organism: Oreochromis aureus
Lineage: Eukaryota; Metazoa; Chordata; Actinopteri; Cichliformes; Cichlidae
Gene: xrcc2
Product: X-ray repair complementing defective repair in Chinese hamster cells 2
Exons: 6
Coding region: 172-1056 (294 amino acids)
Biological process (GO): DNA strand invasion; double-strand break repair via homologous recombination
Cellular component (GO): Rad51B-Rad51C-Rad51D-XRCC2 complex; replication fork; centrosome
Molecular function (GO): four-way junction DNA binding; ATP-dependent DNA damage sensor activity; ATP binding
Source: RefSeq, a predicted model, not a curated record
AGGGGCUGCACAAAUUGUUCCAGUCAGAGGGGUGCAGGUCGAGUCAUUCUGCUGCGCGAUGUUAUAAACAUUACGGUAAUGCUCCAGCUGCGGUCUUUACGGUGAAACGGCGGAAACCGGAAGUCAGUUCAAAACAGCCGUGGCGGCCCCGAAGAAGAAGGAGCUGCUGAGAUGAGCGAGAGCGGCGCUCAGCUAUUAGCUCGUCUGGAGGCGCGGCGCUGCCUGAAGGAUAUUGAGCCUCGUCUGUUUCCGGAAGAUGGAGGACCCGACCAAGGUGCGGUGGUGGAGCUGUUCGGGCUGGAGGGCACAGGUAAGACGGAGCUGCUGUAUCACCUGCUGUGCCGGUGCGUUCUGCCGGAGGCAGCCGGGGGUCUGGAGGUGGAUGUGGUGUUUGUGGACACAGACUACAGCCUAGACAUGUUACACCUGGUCAGCAUCCUGGACAGCAAACUGAGCGCAGCGCUGUUGGCCGGAGCAGACGAGGCAGCGCUGCGCUCAUGUCUGUCCCGCCUCCUGGUCGUUCACUGCUACUCCUCCUCACAGCUCCUCCUCACGCUCCACUUCCUGGAGACCACCUUGUCGUCACGGCCCGCCCUGGCGCUGAUCCUCAUUGACAGCAUUUCCGCGUUUUAUUGGGUGGAUCGCUGCGAGGACGGGGUCAGCUACACCAAACAGGAGGAGAAGCUCAGCAGGUGUGCGGAGCUGCUGGGACGCCUGCUCAGGGACUAUAGAAUCACCGUCUUCGCCACCUGUCAUGCCAUCAGGAGGCCCGCCGUCCCCUCCUCCUCCUCAGACUCCGAGCGGUCGUACCUCUGCCGCUCCUGGCAGAGGCUGGUGACCCACCGGCUGCUGUGCUCCAGGCAGAAGCCAGGAAACAACGUGGCUGGUGAAGGAGGAGACGACCAGGAGCAGAGGAGACAUCAAAUCUUCACCGUCCACUGCACCACCUCCUCCUCCAUGGUCAAGGCCUCCUGGAGCAGCUCCUUCUGUGUGACGGAGGCAGGAGUGGAGUUCCUGUUGGAGUCGGAGGAGAACAAAUGUGCUGCACGUCAGUAACUCAGACUCUGGUCCAAUCAUGGAUCAGGGAGAUGUCAGUCAUCUGGCUGGGGGACCAAUUACAUUUGAGCCCUUGCCGCGGGCACGCCCCUCACAGCACAGACUCUGUUUACUUCAUCUGCGUGUUUUUCUGUGUGAUUUGAUUCCGUGUUCUGUCUGCUCGACCCACAGUGGAAACAGGAGCAGACUGUAAUGAGCUGCACAGGUGGGACUGUACAGGUACAGGGAGAAGGGAGGGGGUGGGGUCAGGAUGAGGUCAUCGCCAAAGGGUCAGCAUAAAUGUUUGUGUUCAAUAAACUGGACAUGUGUGUUGUGA